Messenger RNA from Agrilus planipennis (emerald ash borer), 9874 nucleotides. It is a transcript of the gene Oseg6, whose product is annotated as WD repeat-containing protein 19. Gene Ontology annotation, molecular function: protein binding. Gene Ontology annotation, cellular component: intraciliary transport particle A; cilium. The record is from RefSeq and is a predicted model, not a curated record. Bases 6211 to 9732 code for a protein of 1173 amino acids. The transcript has 17 exons. Gene Ontology annotation, biological process: intraciliary retrograde transport; cilium assembly. Lineage: Eukaryota; Metazoa; Arthropoda; Insecta; Coleoptera; Buprestidae.
UCCCCUAAACGAUUAAUCACAGAUAGAGGAAAGUCUUUUGACUGCAAGGAAUUCACAGAGUUUUGUGAGAAAUUUCACAUUCGACAUGUGAAAAACGCUAUUACAUCCCCUCGCAGUAAUGGUCAGGUUGAAAGAUUGAACAGGAAUGUAUUAGAAUCCUUAACUGCCAGUAUUGAAGGCAAACAUGAUGAAUGGGACAAAUAUCUCUUUCAAGUGCAAAGAGGUGUUAAUUCAACAGUCAACGCCACAACUGGAGUCACACCUAGCGAAUUGCUAUAUGGAUUUCGUCCAGAUAUGACAAAUGAAAUUCGAGUGGUGAAAAGAAAACCCCUUGAUUUGAAAGAACUACGACGAAACACUAAAAUAAAAUGCGAUUUAAAUGCACCUCGUAAUUGUUAUUUGAUUUUGCAAUUUUAUCUGUUAUAAUCCUUUUUUAUAUUCGAAGACACAAUAGCAAUGUUAUGGUCCAGUGUACCAUAUAUAUUGGCCUAGUGUGCAAUCAGGUGUGGUAGUCUUGUGAACUAUCUUGUUGGAAACGGUUCUGUAUACCACUGAGUAGCGCUACAAAUGUUGUAGGCCUGGUCUUGUGACCCAAAAGAUAGCCCUGUGAACUAUCUGAAGUUGCGUGGUCCUUUGAACCACCACAUGGUUUUGUAUACCACCAGUCGUUUCUGUAAAUGUUCUUGUGAACCACCAGAGGUAGUCUAGUGUAUUACCUGAAAUCGUUUUCUUGUGAACCAUUCGAUCCUUUGAACCGUCAUGUAGUCUUGUGCAUUAUCUGAAGUGGUGGACCCGUGUACCACUAGACGUUUCCAUGAAUCAUGAUGCAUUGCUGUAGCCUUGGAAACCAGGAAGCGGGGUCGCUUCCACGUCAGGAUGGCCGAAUGAUAAAUGUGUUUAAAAAAAACUGUUCAACGUUUCAAACAAUUUAUGAUUAUGAUUAUGUUUAUGAAAGAUAUGGGCUAACCGACAUGUUCUUGUAUUUUUAAGCUGUUCUAUUUAUUGAAUUAAUACUGCGAAGAAUGAGGUCAUUGUUUAUAAAAUGUAUUGUAUGAUUGUAUCGAUGUCCUGACGAGGACACACUUGAAUCUUGUCUGCGAAUGCUAUAUGUUGUGAUUUAAAUUUGUAUUGUUGUAAGAAAAAUGGUGUUUCGUGAUUAAAUAUUGUAUUUGACUUUAACAAAUCAGGAGUGGGAUUGUCCCCCCCUGUCCACAAAGGUGAAUUUUUGGCGAAAAGUUAGUUGGUCGCAAUAGUUAAAGUGCAAAAGAAAAUUAAAUUAAAAAAAAAAAUAAAAUAAAAUAUGCCCAGAGAAAGAAAUAAGAGAAAACGUACUCGCUCUACAAGUAGUAGCAGUACUUCAUCUGAUAGUUCGAAAUCUACUUCUAGUUCCAGUACUAAUUCGGAUUCUAGUUCGGCAAGUGAACAUGUGAACCGUGCGAACAGAAAAUUGCGGAAAGAAGUGCAGAAACUCAAAAUCAAAGUGCAAAGUCGGGCCGGUAUCAGGGUAAAAUUGACAGUGUAUCUGUGUUUACGGGCUAUUUUGACGCGAAACAAAAUGUACAGCAGUGGUUGCGAAAUGUGGAUGCUACGGGCGACAUGUUCGAUUGGGACGAUAAGGCUCGUAUUUUUUGUAUGACAAAUAAGUUACAAGGUAAUGCAAAAACAUGGUAUUGGAAUCAAGAAAACACCAACAUUUCCUGGAAAAAAUGGAAGGAAAAACUGAUUGAAUCUUUUCCUGUGCAGCAGUGUGUUUUCAGUAAACUUAAGGAGCUAGUGAAUAAUGAACGCGUACCCAGGCAAGAAUUAAUAGAUUUCUACUAUCAAAAGUUGAGUUUAGGCCAGUAUUGUAAAUUAGAGGACCGCAUCAUAGUGGACAUCAUUGUAAACACGAUUAAUGAUCCAUUUCUGCAGACAGGUAUCAGAGCUGCUUCUUGCGUAAGUACAAAACAUUUAUUACGAUUCCUCAUUCAAAAUGCCGAGCACCGUAGAUCGUCUAAUCGUAAAAUUAUUAUUCACAAUAACCCAAACAGUAAAUAUACCAAAACUCAGGCAUCGACAUCGAAAGAAACUAAACAAAUGAAUUGUUACUUGUGCGGUCGUGAAGGUCAUAAAAAGGCCGAGUGCGAUAAAAACACUUCUAAUAAAUCUUGCGCGUUUUGUAAACUAAAAGGACAUACAGAAACAAACCGUUUUAAAAAGAAACGAUUGAAUGACAAAAAUUAUAAUGCAACCCAACGUAAAAUUAAUAAACUAUUUUGCAGUGUAAAUCGUAUGGACGAAAAAUUUCACAAACAAGCAAAAAUUAACGGGACAAUUGUUUCCGCGUAUGUGGAUUUCGGUAGCAAUUGUAACAUCAUGACUAAGGGUGUAUUUGACAAACUAAAAAUGACUGCAAAUUGCAAUAAAGUGGACAUUGUCAUUAUCGGUUGCGGUGGUGCGACGGUUAAUCCCUUGUGCGUGGUAACAGCUGAUCUCGAAAUAGUCAACGUAAAUAUGAAAACUAACUUUUAUGUUGUUCCGGAUUCACUUCAAACGACCAAUGUAUUGAUAGGACAACCAAUAACUGAGAGUGAAAAUGUUUUUGUAUACAAGACCGUCGAUUAUUUAAAACUCACCGACCGAAAUGUUUUUCAAGAAUUAGACUUAUCGCGAUUCAUAGAAACAGAUAAAACUGUUAAAAUUCGCGUACCCCAAAACAUUAUGAUUAAACCAGGUAUUAAUCUAGUAACAGUAAAGGCUGAUGUACAAAGUGAAACGCUUCACACCAAUUAUUCCGAACAGCUUCGGGGUGGGUUUCCUGUUAUUGUACCAAAUAACAAAAUAAAUUUUCUAGGCGGAAAAGGAAUUAUACAUGUGCUGAAUUUGAGUACAGAAACUGUUAGUUUCAACGAAAAUGAUUGCAUAGCGCGCCAGAAAAAUAAUAUCGAAGUUACUCAACGUCAACCCCCCGAGAAUCCAAAUGUACGUCGUCUGAUCCAAAAGUAUAAGAACUGUUUAAAGGAAAAUUCCGAUUUAAUAUGUAAUCUCGACAUAGAAAUGCAAAUUGAAUUGGUGACAUCGGGGCCUAUUAAUUAUAAACCUUAUAGAUUGUCUUUAUUCGAACGCGAAAAAGUUAGGAACAUUGUUAACGAUCUUUUAGAGAAGGGAAUUAUUGAACCAACCGUAUCUCCCUACGCUAGCCCUAUACUACUAUUAAAAAAGAAAACAGGUGAUUUUCGGAUGGUUGUUGAUUAUCGCAAAUUGAAUGAAAUCACGGUAAUGGAUCGUUUCCCCUUACCAUUGAUUGAGGAUCAACUUGAGCGACUGAUGGAUAACAAAAUAUUUACGACGCUUGAUUUGAAAUCAAGCUACCAUCAAAUACCCGUAGCCAAAGACAGCCAAAAGUAUACGGCUUUUGUGACACCUGAGGGCCAUUACCACUACACCCGAGUUCCUUUUGGUUUGUGCAAUGCCCGGCUAUUUUCCAGAGAGCUCUAUAUGGCAUUAGGAAUGUUGAUUUACGAUUACGCACUAGUAUAUCUGGACGACAUUUUGAUAGUGGCCAAAACUGAAGAAGAAGGUACAGAACGACUGGAAGAGGUUCUGAAAGCAUUGAGCGAAUCAGGGCUCACACUAAAUUUAAACAAAUGCAAAUUUUUGAAAACUUCCGUUGAAUAUUUGGGUACCGAGAUCCGCAAUGGUUCUAUGACACCAUCCCCCAAGAAAUUACAAGCAGUACAAGAUUUCCAGCGACCUAAAAACAUACAUCAAGUUAGGCAAUUCUAUGGAUUAGCUUCAUACUAUAGGAAAUAUAUUCCCAAUUUUGCAUCUAAAGCAAAGCCGUUGUCAGAUUUGUUGAAGAAAAACUGUGCAUGGGUUUGGAACAAUGAACAAGAAAAAGCCUUUAACAUCCUGAAGCAAGAAAUCACACAGCCCCCUACUUUGGUAAUAUUUAAUCCAAGUUUUGAAACCCACUUGCACACUGACGCCAGCAAAAUUGGAUUUGGUGCAGUUUUAACGCAAAAACAAAAAGAUGAAAACUGGAGACCUGUUGCUUACAUGAGCCGACGAACAAGUGAUACUGAAAAUCGCUAUCAUAGUUUCGAACUAGAAACUUUAGCUGUUUACGAAGCCACUAAACAUUUCCGGAAUUAUCUCUAUGGAAGACAUUUCACCAUUGUUACUGAUUGCAAUGCGAUGCGUUUGACGUGGACGAAGCGCGAUUUAACGCCCAGAAUUGGCCGUUGCUGGUGGCUGGCAAUGCAGGAGUACGAUUUUACUGUCAUCCACAGACCUGGAAAUCAAAUGAGUCACGUAGAUGCCCUCAGUCGUAACCCUAUAGCAGUGAAUAAGGUCCAUACAAACGAUUGGGUAACUGGAGUACAAAUGCAAGAUGAAAACCUACGAAACCAAAUUGAAAACGGUGAAGCCGAAGACUGCUACAUAAUAGUAGACGACAAGAUCUGUAAACAAAGUGAUGGUGAACCGAAAGUUGUAAUUCCGCGAGAUGUUCGAUGGAGAAUAGUGAAGAUGUUCCACGACGACAAUGGUCAUCCAGGUUGGCAACGCACCCUUCGUGCUAUCAAAGACACUUAUUGGUUUAAUGAAAUGACCAGAUUCGUGAAGAAAUAUGUGAAAAAUUGUAUUUCGUGUAUGGUAUCUAAGAAACCAACGGGCCGUAGAUAUGGCAAGCUACAUCCAAUAGAAAAAAUAGAAGAGCCCUUUCACACGCUACAUGUUGAUCAUUUAGGCCCCUUUUGUAAAGCAGAAGCGGGAAAUGCUCAUAUAUUAACUCUUUUACAAAAUUUGUUUGGCUGGAGGCUGUUGCAGACACUAGUAGUAGAUGGGUUUGCCAGAAGUUGGAGCAGCUGAUAAAAUUGAUUCAUUCCCCUAAACGAUUAAUCACAGAUAGAGGAAAGUCUUUUGACUGCAAGGAAUUCACAGAGUUUUGUGAGAAAUUUCACAUUCGACAUGUGAAAAACGCUAUUACAUCCCCUCGCAGUAAUGGUCAGGUUGAAAGAUUGAACAGGAAUGUAUUAGAAUCCUUAACUGCCAGUAUUGAAGGCAAACAUGAUGAAUGGGACAAAUAUCUCUUUCAAGUGCAAAGAGGUGUUAAUUCAACAGUCAACGCCACAACUGGAGUCACACCUAGCGAAUUGCUAUAUGGAUUUCGUCCAGAUAUGACAAAUGAAAUUCGAGUGGUGAAAAGAAAACCCCUUGAUUUGAAAGAACUACGACGAAACACUAAAAUAAAAUGCGAUUUAAAUGCACCUCGUAAUUGUUAUUUGAUUUUGCAAUUUUAUCUGUUAUAAUCCUUUUUUAUAUUCGAAGACACAAUAGCAAUGUUAUGGUCCAGUGUACCAUAUAUAUUGGCCUAGUGUGCAAUCAGGUGUGGUAGUCUUGUGAACUAUCUUGUUGGAAACGGUUCUGUAUACCACUGAGUAGCGCUACAAAUGUUGUAGGCCUGGUCUUGUGACCCAAAAGAUAGCCCUGUGAACUAUCUGAAGUUGCGUGGUCCUUUGAACCACCACAUGGUUUUGUAUACCACCAGUCGUUUCUGUAAAUGUUCUUGUGAACCACCAGAGGUAGUCUAGUGUAUUACCUGAAAUCGUUUUCUUGUGAACCAUUCGAUCCUUUGAACCGUCAUGUAGUCUUGUGCAUUAUCUGAAGUGGUGGACCCGUGUACCACUAGACGUUUCCAUGAAUCAUGAUGCAUUGCUGUAGCCUUGGAAACCAGGAAGCGGGGUCGCUUCCACGUCAGGAUGGCCGAAUGAUAAAUGUGUUUAAAAAAAACUGUUCAACGUUUCAAACAAUUUAUGAUUAUGAUUAUGUUUAUGAAAGAUAUGGGCUAACCGACAUGUUCUUGUAUUUUUAAGCUGUUCUAUUUAUUAAAUUAAUACUGCGAAGAAUGAGGUCAUUGUUUAUAAAAUGUAUUGUAUGAUUGUAUCGAUGUCCUGACGAGGACACACUUGAAUUUUGUCUGCGAAUGCGAUAUGUUGUGAUUUAAAUUUGUAUUGCUGUAAGAAAAAUGGUGUUUCGUGUAUUUGACUUUAACGGUGUACUCCUAUAAUAGGGAAACAUUCUAAGGAAAUAACUUGUGGAGGAUGGAAUGCAGACAAAAUACUUAUUUUAGGAUCUGAAGAUAAAACGUUGUCAUUAAGUAAUGCCGAUGGAGAUACAUUAAAAAUAAUUUCGUUAAGAGCAGAACCUGCUAAUGUACAAUUUUCUGAAAUGAAAGUUGAUAAAAGAAUCGGUGGAGAGAACACAAUAAGUUUAAUAGUUGGUAAAAGAACACUUUAUUUGUAUAGUCUUUUUGACACAGAAAAUCCGAUAGAGUUAGAAUUUCAACAACAUUAUGGAAACAUUGUGAGCUAUAAGUGGUUCGGGGAUGGAUAUAUUUUGUUGGGGUUCGCUUUGGGUUACUUUAUAGCAAUUUCAACUCAUAUCAAAGAAGUUGGAAGAGAACUUUUUCAAGUUAAAAAUUAUAAAAAUUCCCUCAAUGAUAUUGCUUUGUGUAAAAGAAUGGGUAAAGUUGCAUCUUGUGGUGAUAAUAUUAUUAAAAUACAUGACCUUAAUAGUUUGCAAGAAACAUCCAGUCUUUUAACAUUGCCCCACGAAUCCGAAUUGGAUAAAAUAGUAUGGAGUGAUGAUGGAAAACUUCUUGCAGUCUCUACUAUAAAUGGUUCAGUAAACGUGUACGUCUUAAAUGUGCCAAUGUUAACUUCUGUAUUUGGUACUAAAAUUCUGGUUUUGUCGAAUUUAUCUGAAGUAAACUUGUACAAUUUUUGUGGAAAUAAGAAAAAACUGAUUCCGAUGCCUAUACCUUUAGAAACUGAACCAAGUAUUAUAGCCGUGGGACCAUACCAUUUCAUUACAGCGAUCAAUAAUAAAGCUUGGUUUUAUGAUCUAACAAAGCAACCUUGUUCAGACACCGUUCCUUUGCUUUUACGAACUAAAGAAUAUCUUUCUACUAUUACUAGCGUAAACAUUAAUUCAGAAUAUGCGUCUAUCCUGUUCGAUGGAAGAAUAGAAUUGCAUUUGAUAGAACAACUUGAAGUUGAAUAUAAAAACCGGGAAGCUAUAUCUCUUCCCGAUGCAAACUCCAUAUCAAAAAUAACUUGUCAAGUUUUAACUACCGACUUCUUAAUUUACGGGACUGAUAAUGGACAAAUAGUAUUUUUUCAUAUAGAAGAUUGGACUGUUCUGACCACAUAUACUCACUCAGUUGGAAUUUCACAAAUUUUUUCUGAUCCGACGGGCACAAAGAUUGUGAUUAUAGAUUUACAAUCGCUUGGAUAUUUUUAUAAUGCUGUAAAUGGAAACUUUAUGUCGAUACCAGAUUGGCCAUCUAAAACAUUAGGAGUUGUUUGGGACAGCAGUUUACUAGAUAAAAAUGUUUUCAUUAUUUUUGACGAAAACAGCAUCUUUCCGUAUAUUUUUCAGAGGUUCUCAAUUAACGGACCAACAAUACAAAAAAUUAAUGAAAAGUUCACACUCCUUUCAAAUCAGUUGCCUUUACUUAUGUAUUCUGGUGAUAUAGUACUAGCAGCGAAUAAUGGUCGCCUACUUACUUUACCAAUGAAUCCUUCCGAUGAAAGUAGUACGAAGCAAUUAGAAAGAAAGGAUUUGGAGCAUACUAUAAAUCGACACUUAAUCUUUGAAAGAUUUGCUGUUGCCUUUAACCUUUGUUACCUGCUACAGUCGGUAAAUAUGUGGGUAAAAUUAGCAGAGGAAGCACUAAAGCAUCUUGAAGUAAAUAUAGCAUUAUUAGCCUACAAGGAGUUGAGAAAUGUCGCGAUGGUGUAUUCUUUGGAACAAAUUACAAAUAUCGAAGAUACUAAUUUAUUAGCUGGAUACUGCUCUAUGUAUCUCAAAGAUUAUAGUAAGGCCCAAAAAUGGUUUCUAAACUCCCACUAUCCUCAAGCAUCUUUACAAAUGCAAAGAGAUUUACUUCAAUGGGAUCAUGCACUGGAACUUUCAAAAAAACUUGCACCUGAUCAACUCCCAUUUAUUUCAAGGGAGUAUGCUCACCAAUUAGAAUCCAUUGGCAAUUAUUCAGAAGCAUAUAUUCUCUAUGAUAAAGGGUUGACUGAGAACGUAAACGAAAACAUAGAACCACAACAUGUUUUUAUUUGCAAGUGUGGAACAGCUAGAACAACUAUAAGAUGUGGAAACUACAAACAGGGAAUCAUUAUUGCAAAUGAGGUGAAUAAUAGAGAACUUUUCAUCGAGUGUGCCAAUAUUUUGGCAUCAAUGAAACAAUACCAAGAGGCGGCUUUUUUUUACGAAAAGGCUCAGGUUUACGAUAAAGCAGCUUCAACUUAUAUUAAGAUAAAAAACUGGAAGAAAGUGGAAGAGCUUCUGCCCAAUAUUACAUCGAACAAAAUUUAUUCACAAUAUGCGAAAGCAAAGGAACUGGAAGGAAAAUAUAAGGACUCCUUGAAAGCGUAUUACAUGGCAAAUGAUUUUGAUUCCGUCAUUCGCUUAGAGUUGGAUUACUUGAAUAAUCCUACUGCAGCGGUUGAAUUAGCUGAGGAAACGAAAAGCGUGGAAGGGUUUAGAAUGGUUGCAAGGUUUUUUCAGAGAAUUAAUGACUAUUUUUCAACAAUCAAGUUUCUUGUUAUGGCUCGAGAUUUUGAAGAAGCGUUUGAACUAACAAAAAAACAAAAAAUGUUUACAUAUUAUGGUGAUGUAUUAUUAAACACAUUAUCAUUAGGAGGAGUUAGGCAUGAUGAUUUUCAUAAAUUGGCAUUGCACUUCGAACAUGAAAAGGAUUACCUAUUGGCGGGAAAAUAUUUUUUUCAUGCCAGGGACUACAACAAAGCUUUGGAUCAUUUACUGAGAGCUUCAAAAUCAACAAUGAACCAAAGUGCAGCAAUUUCUCUCGCUAUUGAAGCUGUAGCAUCAUCGAAUAAUCAGCAACUAGCAGCCCGGCUGAUCGAGUUUCUCUUAGGUGAAACGGACGGUAAUCCUAAAGAUCCUAAAUAUCUUUUCCAACUAUAUAUGGCACGUAAACAAUACAAAGACGCCACCAAAUCUGCGUUGAUUAUUGCUAACGAGGAGCAAAUAAACGGAAAUUACAAGAAUGCUCGAGAUAUUUUAUUCAAUAUGUACCAGGAGCUCAAAAUAAACGGAAUAAGUAUUCCACAAGAUAUGUACCAUACUUUAAUGCUUUUGCACAGCUACAUUUUAGUCCGAUUACAUAUCAGAAGGGGUAAUCAUUUGCUGUCGGCUCGACUUCUUCUUAGAGUGGCAGAAAACAUAUCAAAAUUUCCUACUCAUAUUGUUCCGAUAUUAACAUCUACCGUAAUCGAAUGUUAUCGAGCAGAUUUAAAACAUAGCGCUUAUAAGUACGCUACAAGUUUAAUACAAAACCAAAACUACAGAAAACAAAUAGACUCCAAGUAUCUUAACAAAAUCGAAAGCAUAAUAAGAAAGGCACCGAAAAACUCUACUAGUGCGAAUUUAAAUGAUGACUUGGUUGAAUCAGUUACUUCUUGUCCUUAUUGUGGUACACUGUUUCCAGAAAUGGAAACUUUUUGUAGCGGCUGUAAAAAGAACGUUCCUGUAUGCAUAGUCACGGGUCGUCAUAUUGUAAAAGACGAUAUUACAGUUUGUCCAGAGUGUUCUUUUCCAGCUAUACGAUCGGAAUUUUUAGAAAUAUUAAAUACCGAAGAAGAAAAACUAUGUCCAAUGUGUCAUUCAAGUGUUGAUCCAAGCAAAUUAGAAAAGACAUCUGAGUUGGCUAUGUAGUUCAAUAUGAAGGCAAUGAAAGUAAUUAGACCCUUAUUUUAAUUAACUGUGAAGAAUUACAAGACCUUGUGUUGUGCUUUGUGUAACAUGGUAGUAUAUAGUAUAUAGUAUGUAUAUGUUAAUAAAUGUUAUUAAGAAGAAA